This is a messenger RNA of Morus notabilis, 2468 nucleotides long. RefSeq names its product GTPase Der. The record is from RefSeq and is a predicted model, not a curated record. The transcript is spliced from 12 exons. Gene Ontology annotation, molecular function: GTP binding. NCBI's taxonomy places the organism in Eukaryota, Viridiplantae, Streptophyta, Magnoliopsida, Rosales, Moraceae. Gene Ontology annotation, cellular component: chloroplast. Bases 90 to 2075 code for a protein of 661 amino acids.
CACCCGUCAUCUCUGCUGCAUCUUCUUCUCCAAAAACACACGCAGAAGCAGAAGCAGAAGCAGAAGGUCAUAGAGCUCUCUGAACUAAAAUGGCAGCUUUAGAGCUCUUCUUCUUAAGCACUACCCCUUCGUCUUCCCCUCUCUCUAAGUCACUCUCUCUCCUCUCCCCACUUCUCAGACCUUCUUCCUUUUCUCUCUCCCCCUCACGUCCCUCGCUUGUUCCGUUCCGCAAAUCUUUUCCCUCCAUUCCUCGCUGCAUUUCCAGCUUAUCUUCCGAUGAAUUCAACGAAAACGAAGACGAAGAGUAUGAGGAAUUUGAAUAUGAAGAAGAAAGUGGCGACGAUCCUGACGGUGAAAGUUACGCCAUGAUUGAUGUGGACGCCCUCGAACAAGAAGCUCUGGACGCUGUUCGAGAUUUUUCCUCUUCCUUGUCCAACCAGCUCAAAAUCGAAGAUGAGAAAAUUGACCAUAAGGAAAUUGGUCGAAAGCAGAAGAGGCAUAAAAGUACUGUGAAAAGUAUCCCUGACCAUCUUCUUCCAAAAGUUGCAAUUGUUGGAAGGCCAAAUGUUGGUAAAUCAGCAUUAUUCAAUCGUCUUGUUGGGGGGAACAGGGCUAUUGUAGUUGAUGAACCUGGGGUUACAAGGGACCGCUUAUAUGGCAGAUCUUUUUGGGGGGAUUAUGAAUUCAUGGUAAUUGAUACUGGAGGUGUUCUCACGCUUUCCAAAUCACAUGAUAAUGUUAUGGAAGAAUUAGCUAUUACAACAACAAUUGGCAUGGAUGGGAUUCCACUUGCCUCCAGGGAGGCAGCUAUUGCUAGAAUGCCCUCGAUGAUUGAACGACAAGCUACUGCAGCUGUAGAAGAAUCAUCUGUCAUCAUAUUCGUGGUUGAUGGCCAGGCAGGUCUGACAGCAGCUGAUGAGGAAAUUGCGGGCUGGUUACGUAAAAACUACUCGGAUAAGUGUGUCAUUCUGGCAGUUAAUAAGUGCGAAUCUCCACGGAAAGGAAUGAUGCAGGCAAUAGAUUUCUGGUCCUUAGGGUUUUCACCACUUCCUGUAUCUGCUUUGUCUGGAACUGGCACCGGAGAACUGCUAGAUUUUGUUUGUUUAGGACUGAGAAAGAUUGAGGGUCAAGCGGAUUUUGAAGAAGAGGAGGAUUAUAUUCCUGCAAUGGCAAUUGUUGGUCGACCAAAUGUUGGUAAAAGUAGCAUUUUGAAUGCGUUGGUUGGAGAAGACAGGGCUAUUGUUAGCCCAGUCAGUGGAACUACCCGAGAUGCCAUUGAUACUGAGUAUACGGGACCAGAUGGCGAGAAGUUCCGUCUGAUUGAUACUGCUGGAAUCAGAAGAAGAGCAGUUGUAGCUUCAUCAGGUAGCGUGACAGAGGCUCUAUCAGUAAAUCGAGCGUUCCGUGCUAUUCGUCGUUCUGAUGUUGUAGCUCUUGUUAUUGAGGCCAUGGCUUGUAUUACAGAGCAGGAUUUCAAGAUCGCUGAAAGGAUAGAAAAAGAAGGGAAAGGUUGCCUUAUAGUAGUUAAUAAAUGGGAUACCAUACCAAAUAAAAAUCAGCAGACUGCAAUGUACUAUGAGCAAGAUGUUAGGGAGAAGCUUCGCAUACUUGAUUGGGCUCCUAUUGUAUAUUCAACUGCCAUAGCUGGUCAGAGUGUGGAAAAGAUAAUUGGUGCUGCUAGCAUGGUUGAAAAGGAGAGAUCAAGAAGGUUAGGUACUUCCAUAUUGAAUCAAGUUUUACAGGAAGCACUUGCUUUCAAAGCACCUCCAAGAACACGCGGUGGCAAGCGUGGACGUGUUUAUUACUGUACUCAGGCUGCUAUAAGGCCACCUACGUUUGUGUUCUUUGUUAAUGAUGCAAAACUUUUUCCUGAGACCUAUCGGCGUUUUAUGGAGAAGCAACUACGUACAGAUGCAGGAUUUUCUGGUACACCAAUCCGGCUUCUAUGGCGCAGCAGGAGAAAAUUGGAAAAAAGUGAUGGAAAAUCUAAAACAGGACCACAAGCCAAUCUUGUGCCACGUAAUAGAAAAUUGGCACCGUCAAGUACCUGGAGACGAGACGUUUCAUCAUCCUGAUAUAAAUCAAGAAAUGCCGCGGGAGAUGCUGAAAAUAACAGGUGAAUUCCAAAUAUGAAUAGACCAGUGAAUUACUAGCUGUAUUAACCCUUUUUUUUUUCCCUGCAUCUUUCCUGGCUGGAAAGUGGGGACACAUUCCUAAGUUUCCAUCAAGCAGGGAAUUGGAAAACGACAGGAAAAUACACCUCCACAUCUUUAUGGUUCUGACGUUGGCUCUACAGUCUGCAUUUCCCUUUCAAGUUGCUUAUCGGACGGGGAAAUGCGCAUUGUAAAAAAAAAUAUAUAUAUAUAUAUCAGGAAAAUGCGCAUUGUAAACAAAUUAAUUAGUGCUGCAAUUAUAUGCUUUCUUCAGUUCUUGUCACAACUAUCAACCGACAUUUUGAUUAGAUGGUU